CUCAUGUUUGAACUAACUAAUGCAGCGGAUGGCACUUGCAGCGUCAGCUGCAUUGGAUAGUGCACCAAAAUCCAUGAUAUAUGGAACCUUGGAAGCAUCCAAUGAUAGAUCAGACUACAAGGACGGCAGAUACUGGAUUGAAUUUGAUGGAGUUCAUAAUCUUUCAGUUCAAGGUGGUGGAAUUAUCAAUGGCAAUGGAAAAAUCUGGUGGCAAAACUCAUGCAAGAUCAACAAAACCCUUCCAUGCAAGGAUGCACCAACGGCUGUGACCUUCUCCAAAUGCAAAAACCUUAUAGUAAGGAACUUGAAGAUUCAAGAUGCGCAGCAGAUUCAUCUUUCUUUCUCAGAUAGCAGCAACGUUCAAGCUUCUGGUCUGACUGUGACUGCGCCAGAGACAAGUCCCAACACGGAUGGGAUUCAUGUCACAAAUACACAAAACAUCCAGAUUACAAGCUCUGUGAUAGGAACAGGUGAUGAUUGCAUCUCCAUUGUAAGUGGAUCACAGAAUGUGCUCGCCACAGAUAUAAGUUGUGGUCCUGGUCAUGGAAUCAGUAUUGGGAGUUUGGGAUCUGGGAAUUCAGAAGCUCAUGUAUCAGGAGUGACUGUUAAUGGAGCCAGGCUUUCUGGGACCAAAAAUGGAGUCAGGAUCAAGACAUGGCAGGGAGGUUCAGGAAGUGCCAUCAACAUUAAAUUUCAAAACAUUGAAAUGAAUAAUGUGAUCAACCCCAUAAUCAUAGACCAGAACUACUGUGAUCAAAAUGAACCCUGCAAACAACAGAGCUCGGCAGUCCAAGUGAAAAAUGUAGUGUACAAGAACAUCAAGGGAAUCAGUGCUUCUAAUGCAGCAAUAAAAUUUGAUUGCAGCCAGAACCAUCCAUGUCAAGGGAUCCUGCUGCAAGAUGUGGAUUUGCAGCUAUCAGGAGAUAAAACAACCAAGGCCGUAUGUAACAAUGUCCAGUACACUGACAUUGGAAAUGUUUCUCCACACUGUACUUGAGCUCAAGGGACUGCAUAUGUAAUAAAUGUAUGUUAAUUAUGCACACACAUAAAACAACAAACAAACUUAAUUUUUAUUUAUUUCCAAAUAAAGCAGAGAUUGUAAGUACAAUAUGUGUGAAUAAUUUGCAUGGAUUUUA
Messenger RNA from Rubroshorea leprosula, 1136 nucleotides. NCBI's taxonomy places the organism in Eukaryota, Viridiplantae, Streptophyta, Magnoliopsida, Malvales, Dipterocarpaceae. The record is from the annotation of a GenBank genome assembly.